This is a messenger RNA of Lichtheimia ornata, 450 nucleotides long. RefSeq lists its product as uncharacterized. Gene Ontology annotation, biological process: RNA splicing. The transcript has 6 exons. NCBI's taxonomy places the organism in Eukaryota, Fungi, Mucoromycota, Mucoromycetes, Mucorales, Lichtheimiaceae. The record is from RefSeq and is a predicted model, not a curated record. Bases 1 to 450 code for a protein of 149 amino acids. Gene Ontology annotation, cellular component: nucleus; exon-exon junction complex.
AUGGCUGGCGAUGACGAAUUCUACGUCCGUUACUAUUCCGGACACAGAGGAAGAUACGGCCACGAGUUUUUGGAAUUCGAGUUUCGAGCAGACGGCCACUGUCGCUACGCCAACAAUUCCAACUACAGGAACGAUAGUUUGAUCAAGAAAGAAAUGCAUGUCAGCCCUGCCGUGUUGCAAGAAUUAAAGCGCAUCAUUGAAGAUAGCGAAGUCAUGAAGGAAGAUGACAGCCAAUGGCCCACCAAAAACGUCGUUGGAAGUCAGGAGUUGGAAGUGCGAUUGGGCAAUGAGCACAUCUCCUUUGAGACAUCCAAGUUGGGUUCCCUAGUUGAAGUGCAAGAGUCUCAAGACCCUGAUGGUCUCCGUAUCUUUUAUUAUCUUGUUCAAGAUCUCAAAGCAUUCGUGUUUUCAUUGAUUUCUUUGCAUUUCAAGAUCAAGCCAAUUAGCUAA